AUGCAUUCGAGUGAUUCCCGCAAGGAAAAGGAGAAAGACAAUCGUAUCACCAAGAGAUACAUCUUCAGAAGGCGACUCUGUACUCAGAAUGAUACGAAUAUCACCGAAGAAAAAAUUCUCGAACUACUUGAGCUGCUUCGGACAGGAAUCGAGUCGGGUAACUCCAAAGAAAUCUCUGAGGCACUCCACCAAAUACGUGGUGGAUUAGCCUGUGCGGAACACGUCGAUACGGCCGUGAGCGGGAACAUCAUGUCCCUGAUGGAUUUCUGUCUCGAACAAGACGAACUUAGCAUCAAAUAUAGCGCUAUAUGGAUUCUGACAAACAUCGCCUGUGGAGACUCAGACUAUGUCGCGAUGGUCGCCGCGCGGCUCGAGAAAAUAUUGCCAAUUCUGAGGAAGGACGUCGUCGACGAAGAGGUGCUCGCCCAGGGCCUCUGGCUGCUCGCGAACGUUGCUGGGGAUAGCCCAGACCAUCGAGACUCGGUCGUUCACCACUUCUCAUUCGACCUGCUGGGGGACUUCGUGAGCCAAAACAGUUCUGCGCAAGUUCUCGAAAAUGCCGUUUGGCUCCUCUCGAACAUCGCUCGGCAAGGACCUCGAGCGGACCAACAGAUGUGUCAGAAAAUCCUCGAUAUCCUGAACAAAGUACUCGAUUUCGAGCGUUGCGACUGCAAGGUCAUCUCAGAGGCCUGUCGAGCUCUGCUCAACGUCCUGCAUAAUUUAGCGGAGCCGAAGACGCUGGAGCUGGCGACCAAGUCGCGUAUACUGAGUCGCAUGGCUCGCCACCCGAAUCUCCGGCACUGUAAUCGAUCGUGUUUCGGUGAUCUUGUACUGCUGGUCGCCGACUUUCUUUCGGCUGACAACCAUUCUUGCCAAGUCUUCAUCGACCAAGGAAUUCUCAAUGUUCUUUCGAUUGUCAUGCAUGAGGAGAUCAGUGAAUUAUAUUAUUCCGCGUGCUUCGCCAUCGCGAACGUUUUCGCAUGCAGUUCCGCACAGAUACAGUGCGCGAUCAACAACAAUCUACUGACGGCCGCCAUCUACCACUUGGAGCACGGAGACUUGAAGGUCCAACGCGAAGCUGCGAUCGCUCUCUGCAGUUUCAUCGGGAAUGCGCACGACCGACAGAUACUGCAAGCCUUCAAUAAAGGCUUGGUCCCGCCGAUGGUUCGAAUGCUGAGCAACUUCGACGCCAGCAUCGUUUACGAUGUCCUGGCAUCGCUAGUCAACCUGCUCGACAUUGCGAAGGAUUUGAAGAUGGAAGAAGACUUCUUGCAUGAGAUGUUGGAUUGUGACAUCGAGAGAAAAUUGCGCCGUCUCAUGGAGCACGGCCACGAGCAGGUUUCAGAACUGGCUCGGAGCUUCAUUCACGUGCAUCUGGUUCCACGUGGUUUCACGACGCACCCAGAGGAAGCCUUUGCUUCCGAAAAGUUCGCCAUCCAACAACCGAGUUGA
Messenger RNA from Galendromus occidentalis (western predatory mite), 1452 nucleotides. Its product is annotated as importin subunit alpha-3-like. The record is from RefSeq and is a predicted model, not a curated record. Gene Ontology annotation, molecular function: protein binding. NCBI's taxonomy places the organism in Eukaryota, Metazoa, Arthropoda, Arachnida, Mesostigmata, Phytoseiidae. The transcript is spliced from 2 exons. Bases 1 to 1452 code for a protein of 483 amino acids.